Penicilliopsis zonata CBS 506.65 is the source of this 1620-nucleotide messenger RNA. RefSeq lists its product as hypothetical. Gene Ontology annotation, biological process: transmembrane transport. The transcript is spliced from 10 exons. NCBI's taxonomy places the organism in Eukaryota, Fungi, Ascomycota, Eurotiomycetes, Eurotiales, Aspergillaceae. The record is from RefSeq and is a predicted model, not a curated record. Gene Ontology annotation, cellular component: membrane. The coding region runs from base 1 to 1620 and encodes 539 amino acids. Gene Ontology annotation, molecular function: transmembrane transporter activity.
AUGGGCGAGCCCUUGAAAUUCACCGACUUCUCAGACACAGACAGCACGCCAUUGAUAGCAAAGAGCAGACAAGAUGAAGAUAAUCCGUUUUUAGACCCAGUCGUCGCAAAACGCUACAUGACCCUAUAUGAAAAGGUAGGAUACGAAUGCCGACACGUCUUUGAUCCAACGCUAGAAUGGAGUUCCAACGAGGAGAAACGGCUCGUCCGAAAACUGGACCGGCGUGUGUGUUUAUGGGCUUGUAUUAUGUUCUUCGGGCUACAGGUCGAUCGGGGCAAUAUUGUCCAGGCUGUUUCGGAUAAUAUGUUGGACGACCUCCAUCUGACCACGAAUGAUUAUAAUCUCGGAUACACGGUCUUUUUGAUGGCAUUUCUUUUAUCGGAGCUUCCCUCGCAGUUGGUUUCAAAGAAACUGGGCCCGGACCGUUGGAUCCCCCUGCAGAUGACGCUAUGGUCGGUCGUGGCCAUGUCUCAGGCUGCAUUGCAGGGCAAAUAUUCCUUUCUCGCUACGCGUGCUCUAUUGGGGAUCCUCGAAGGCGGCUUUAUACCAGUCAUUGUACUUUGGCUAUCCUAUUUUUAUACGAGUCGAGAACUUCCAACACGGCUGAGUUUAUUUUGGACGACUCUCUCGCUAACCAAAAUUGUUACGUCUCUGUUGGCAUUUGCCCUGUUGCACAUGCGCGGCAUAUACGGCUGGGCGGGAUGGAGAUGGCUCUUUCUUAUUGAAGGAUUCAUCACCCUACUGAUUGGACUCGUCUCGUUCUUCAAAAUGCCGGCGUCUGCCGUGGAAACCAAGGCCUGGUUUAGACCGCAAGGAUGGUUCAAUGACCGCGAAGUACGCAUUGUUGUGAAUCGUGUUCUUCGUGAUGAUCCUUCGAAGGGGGAUACACAUAAUCGACAGGCAUUGACACUCAAUAGCUUAUGGAAGGCAGUUAGGGAUUACGACCUCUGGCCUAUUUACAUCCUGGGAAUGAUCGUUUAUACCCCCAUGGUUCCAGUGUCAUCGUAUAUCACCCUAACACUGAAAGGUGUUGGAUUCGACACGUUUGUGACAAAUCUUCUCACCAUACCGUAUAAUAUCGCCCAUAUUGUCUUCCUGAUGGGUUUGACCUGGCUGAGCGAACGACUCAACGAACGGACCUUUGUCUGCAUCAUCCAGAACAUCUGGACACUUCCCUGUCUGAUCGCUCUGCGCUUCUGGCCAGGAACAGGAAGCAUGACGGCAGACCCCAGGGGGACCUAUAUCCUGGUCACCGUCCUGUUGAGCUAUCCCUACUGCAACGCCAUCAUGGCCGGUUGGGUCUCGAAAAACUCAAACAACGUCGAUACCCGGAGUGUAUCUGCAGCGUUGUAUAACAUGUGUGUGCAACUUGGAAAUGUCAUCGGCAACAAUAUUUACCGUGCAGAUGAUCGACCCGAGUACCGUCGAGGAAACUCGAUCCUGUUGGCAAUGAACAUCCUGGCCCUACUAGGCUACUUUGCUACCAAGGCAUAUUAUCUCUCAAGGAAUAAAUCCCGUGACCGGAAAUGGGCGAUGAUGACGGACGAUCAACGGCAGGAAUAUCUCGACACCACAACCGACACGGGCAGCAAGAGGCUGGACUUUCGCUUUGCUCAUUAG